ACUACGUGUUCCGGCGCGGAAGUGAGAUUUCCCAAUCCCCGGCGCUGAGCGGUGACGUCAGCUCCGGUUGCCGUGCGGAGUCGGAAGUGGGAACCUUUUGGCCCUAGAGACUGUCGUGUCGCUGCUGGCCCUCAGGCUCUGCCCCUCACCCUAGGUCUGGAUGGAGAAUACUUUAAAGUGAAAUGACAGACCAGGAGAAUAACAACAACAUCUCAAGUAACCCCUUUGCUGCUCUUUUUGGCUCCCUGGCUGAUGCCAAGCAGUUUGCAGCAAUCCAAAAAGAGCAGCUGAAGCAGCAAUCUGAUGAACUCCCAGGUAGCCCAGAUGACUCAGAUAAUAGCGUGUCAGAGAGCCUGGAUGAAUUUGAUUAUUCUGUGGCAGAGAUCAGCCGCUCAUUCCGGUCACAGCAAGAAAUAUGUGAGCAACUCAACAUCAAUCACAUGAUUCAAAGAAUCUUCCUCAUCACUCUGGACAACAGUGACCCAAGCUUGAAAAGUGGGAAUGGUAUCCCCAGCCGCUGUGUGUAUUUGGAAGAAAUGGCAGUAGAACUGGAAGAUCAAGACUGGCUUGAUAUGAGCAAUGUUGAGCAGGCCAUCUUUGCUCGCUUGCUACUUCAAGAUCCAGGCAACCAUUUGAUUAACAUGACUUCUUCUACAACGUUAAACCUAUCUGCUGAUCGAGAUGCAGGGGAGAAACAUAUAUUCUGUUACCUGUAUUCCUGCUUCCAAAGAGCCAAGGAGGAGAUCACCAAAGUCCCAGAGAAUUUGCUGCCAUUUGCAGUGCAGUGCAGGAACCUCACUGUGUCUAAUACCAGGACAAUUCUCCUUACCCCAGAGAUCUAUGUUGACCAAAACAUCCAUGAACAACUGGUAGAGUUGAUGUUGGAAGCCAUCCAAGGAGCCCAUUUUGAAGAUGUUACCGAGUUUCUGGAAGAGGUCAUUCAGGCCCUGAUAUCAGAUGAAGAAGUUCGAACGUUUCCAGAGGUCAUGAUUCCCGUAUUUGAUAUUUUAUUGGGUCGAAUAAAAGAUCUUGAGCUCUGCCAGAUCUUGUUAUAUGCAUAUCUGGAUAUUCUCCUCUAUUUCACCAGGCAAAAGGACUUGGCAAAGGUUUUUGUAGAAUACAUUCAGCCCAAGGAUCCUAGCAAUGGACAGAUGUACCAGAAAACCUUGCUAGGAGUAAUUCUGAAUAUUUCCUGCUUAUUAAAGACUCCAGGUGUGGUAGAAAAUCAUGGCUACUUCCUGAAUCCAUCUCGCUCCAGUCCACAGGAGAUCAAAGUCCAGGAGGCCAACAUCCAUCAGUUCAUGGCUCAGUUCCAUGAAAAGAUCUACCAGAUGCUGAAGAACUUACUCCAGCUCUCUCCAGAAACCAAACACUGUAUCUUGUCCUGGCUUGGAAACUGUUUGCAUGCAAAUGCAGGACGCACCAAGAUUUGGGCCAAUCAGAUGCCAGAGAUCUUCCUACAAAUGUAUGCCUCGGAUGCCUUUUUUUUGAAUUUGGGUGCUGCUCUCCUGAAGCUCUGCCAGCCAUUUUGCAAGCCCAAAUCUUCUCGGCUCCUCACCUUUAACCCCACUUACUGUGCCCUGAAGGAGUUGAAUGAUGAAGAACGAAAAAUUAAAAAUGUACACAUGAGAGGUUUGGACAAGGAAACCUGUUUGAUCCCAGCUGUGCAGGAGCCAGAGUUUCCCCAGAGCUACAACCUUGUGACAGAGAACCUUGCCCUGACAGAAUACACCUUGUACUUGGGAUUUCACAGGUUGCAUGAUCAGAUGGUAAAAAUCAACCAAAAUCUGCAUCGGCUACAGGUCGCCUGGCGGGAUGCUCAGCAAAGUUCUAGCCCUGCUGCUGACAGUCUUCGUGAGCAGUUUGAGCGACUGAUGACCAUCUAUCUUUCUACCAAGACAGCCAUGACUGAGCCGCAGAUGCUGCAAAAUUGCCUCAAUUUGCAGGUGUCCAUGGCUGUUCUGUUGGUUCAGCUGGCCAUAGGCAAUGAGAGCUCACAGCCCGUAGAACUAACUUUUCCUUUGCCAGAUGGCUACAACUCCUUGGCAUAUGUGCCAGAAUUCUUUGCAGAUAACCUUGGUGAUUUCCUCAUUUUUCUCCGUCGCUUCGCCGAUGACAUCUUGGAGACAUCAGCAGAUUCCCUGGAACAUGUCCUUCACUUUAUCACUAUUUUCACCGGAAGCAUAGAAAGAAUGAAGAAUCCCCACCUAAGGGCCAAGCUGGCUGAGGUGUUGGAAGCAGUGAUGCCCCACCUGGAUCAGGCCCCAAAUCCUCUGGUGUCCAGUGUGUUCCACCGGAAACGUGUGUUCUGCAACUUUGCACAUGCACCACAGCUUGCAGAAGCGCUAAUCAAGGUUUUUGUGGACAUUGAGUUCACAGGAGACCCUCAUCAAUUUGAACAGAAGUUUAAUUACCGCCGUCCCAUGUAUCCCAUCCUGAGAUACAUGUGGGACACAGACAACUACCGGGAGAGCAUUAAGGACUUGGCUGACUAUGCCUCCAAGAAUUUAGAAGCAAUGAACCCCCCACUUUUCCUUCGCUUUCUUAACCUGCUGAUGAAUGAUGCCAUCUUCCUUUUGGAUGAAGCCAUACAGUAUUUGAGCAAGAUAAAGAUUCAGCAGAUUGAAAAGGACCAGGGGGAAUGGGACAGUCUGAGUCCAGAAGCCCGCCGAGAGAAGGAGGCUGGCCUGCAAAUGUUUGGACAGCUGGCACGUUUCCACAACAUCAUGUCCAAUGAAACCAUCGGGACUCUGGCCUUCUUGACAUCAGAAAUCAAAUCCCUAUUUGUACAUCCUUUCCUGGCUGAGCGCAUCAUCUCCAUGCUGAACUACUUCCUGCAGCACCUGGUGGGCCCCAAGAUGGGUGCCUUGAAAGUCAAGGACUUCAGUGAAUUUGACUUUAAACCCCAGCAGCUCGUUUCAGAUAUCUGCACCAUCUACUUAAAUCUUGGGGAUGAGGAGAAUUUCUGUGCCACUGUGCCCAAGGAUGGACGCUCCUACUCCCCAACUCUCUUCGCACAGACAGUUCGAGUCCUGAAGAAAAUAAAUAAGCCUGGGAAUAUGAUUGUGGCUUUUAGCAACUUGGCAGAGAAAGUCAAGUCCCUGGCAGACCUGCAGCAGCAGGAGGAGGAGACCUAUGCAGAUGCCUGUGACGAGUUCCUGGAUCCCAUCAUGAGCACACUGAUGUCUGACCCUGUGGUGCUGCCGUCUUCCAGAGUCACCGUGGAUCGCUCCACCAUUGCCAGACAUUUGCUGAGUGACCAAACAGAUCCCUUUAACCGUAGUCCCCUCACCAUGGACCAGAUUCGGCCAAACACAGAACUAAAAGAAAAAAUCCAGCGGUGGCUCGCAGAGCGAAAGCAGCAACAAAAGGAGCAGCUUGAAUAGAUGCCGUGGACUAAACAAGCCAAAACCAACCCCGGAAUACAGAUAAACAAUUGUUUGUGGUUUCUCCUUCUGGUUCUGUUGCUUUCUUUUUCUCCUCCCUCCCCCCCUUUUUUUUCCUUCCCCUUUACUAAAUUAGAGAACCGCUGUUGCUCAAAUUAUGAUAAUUAAGAUUCCUAAGAACUUGACAAUGCUCCCCUAGCUUGCAGGAAAUUAUACUUCAUGUAACAUCACCAUGUUUAGACAUAAUCACUGAUUUUCACUCUUUGGUUCUCUCGUCCUUUUCUUCCUUUUCCCUUUUCCUACUUUAAAUUAUAUUAACUUUAAAUACUAAAGCUUUCUGCCACCUUGCUACUUUUCUUGCAAGCAUUGCUCAGAUAUUUCUGUCUAGUAGUAAGUUACAUAUUUUGGUCACAGCUAAUGUUUUCAGAAAACCAUGUUAAUCCUUUAUGUUCACUAGUUCUCAUAAUCUAAACAUAAGCCUUUUCCUUUCGCAUGAAAGCAGAUGCCUUGAUGUUUGUGUAGGCUUCUAAAAUAAUAGGUGAGGUUUUAAAGGAAAAAAAAGGCAAGAGGAAUCUUAUGUAACUUUUGUUGGUAACUCCAAAUUGUGUUAUCUUAUAACUCAAAGAUGGCAUCACAGAUGCUGUCCUCUGUGGUUUUCAUCACUGAAAAUUCAGCCCUAUAGUCUUUUUCAUUAAAAUUAAUAGUGCAAGCUUAGUUUUAGCACUUCAAUCAGAAAAAAUCUGGGGUGAAAAAAUAUAAAGGGGGCUAUGAAAUUUGUUGCUACAGAAACUAGGCCUGAGUAGAAGAGUUAAGCAACAAAUAUUGUAACCAUGAAAAAUGUCACUUUAAGGUACUAAUAUCAGCAUUGUAUGUCAGUGUGGGUAUAGUUAUGCACACUGCGUUUUUAUACUGCUCUAGUGUAAACCAAGUACCACUUUAUAUUCCCUCUUCCACAUAAGAUGUAGGCAGUAUACAGCCAUAUUUACUAACUCAUUAUAAAUUAAUAAAACUCCAAGGCUGUCAAAUGUAUAUAAUUAAUGUUUGCUUGGGCUUGUGACUUAACUCCUGAGAGCUGUUUUGGACACAGCUUUGGGUCAUCAAUUAACAAAAUAGGAAUGUGAGCAAAAUUCUGUGCACAAGCCUUUUUCAGUAUAAUAUCCACUUAAACCUAAGUAGUUAGUAAAUAGAUGGACCUUACUUUUCUAAGUUGAGCUUAAGUGCCCUGCUCAUUUGUCCAAGUUAAUGUGCUGAGUGAGGCAGGGCACUGUCUCUAUCUCCAGCCCUGUAUGCCUAAUGAUAGCAUAACUGAAAAAGGAGAUAUGAUCUUUAAACAGGUGUCCCCUCAGAGGACAGUACAUAGCCUCCUUAUUAGGUGAUAAUAGUUUUAGGAUAUUGCAACACAGGGCUUUAUAAGUCAGUCCUCGAUUUUUGUUGAUAUCAACUAGGGAACCUCACAUCAGUGAAAACCUCCCAGCCUGAAUAUAAACAGACAUUGCCUAAUGCUGUGCUUAUAAGUAAAAGAAGCAAAUCUAGGAUACUUUUGCAAAUGCUGGAAUUUAAAAUAAUUUCAUUGUGCCCCCCAGAUUGUUGAGGCACAGAUUGACAGAAUUUGUCUAUUUGCUGAAAAUAAGCUUUACUUCAUAUUUAUUAUCCUUCUUUACCUGUCUGAGACCGAACUGUGUCUGAAAUCUGCUUCUAUCCACUUGCAUUUAUCUCCCAAGCCUAAUCUAAUAAGAUGUUUUCAUUUUAAAAAGAAAAGGGUAGGGGAGGCCAAAGUUUUGCAGCAAAUGGGCAUAGACCCUCCAAAGGUAGCUGUUCCCAGCAGCUUUCCAGUUAACGCACUAUGCUGCCUCUAUUGUCUGCAUGUACUUCUAUAUUUAAUCUUCAAAACUAGAAGCCUUUCCUGGCAAUCUUUUUUUUUUUAAGCACUUUUCCUAAAACUCAAUGAAUGGCUGUGGCAGCAACAAUGCCGCUGGCUCUCUCUACUCAUCACAAAGUCCAGAGUGUAGCUGAAGGCCACUACUGCUGAAGAAACUAAGUGUCCUCUGUGCCUUUUUUUGUUUUUCUUUCUGUGAAAUAAUUUAAGGAUAUCCAAAAAAUGAGCCUUGAAAAAAUCCCCACCUUGGUACACCUGAAUGUGGUUGUUUCGACUCAGAAGCAGCUCUGAAUGUGUUAGAGAGACUUCCAAUACACCCAGUGUUACACGUUGGCUCUUCAGGACAGUGGGAUAAGUGAAGAUUCCUGAAGCAGCCCUGGAGUGCUCCUAGCCUGCCAACAGGCUAACACUAAACUUGGAAAAUUAUUUAAGUAGGUUUUAUCAAGCAGUCUGUUUUGUUUUCUGUUUUUUGUUUUUAAAUAAAGUUGCUAAUGGACGUGUAAAAACUAAAAGAAACUUUAAAGAUUUUUUUUAAUAGUACAAGUGAAGAUGCCAGUUGCUAUUUGGUAUCACACUCUUAAGAAACAUUUCGUUAUCUGAUGCUGGUUGCUAAGCAGCCACUCCACAGAGCUUAAAUCUGCCGGGUACCUGACGAACCAGAGGCUGAUGCUAUGCUGCAGCUGUCCUGUGAGGAAACAACACAUAUGCUGCAAUGGCCCAACAGCAAAAGAAGCCUAGAAAUAAAGAAGAUCAAAAUAGAGAAGAGGUUGAUUGAAAUAAAACUUGAUCAACAUAAUUAUAUUUUGAAACAUUCCAGGAAGGUUACUUCUUGUCAAACUUGCCUGAGGGUGUUUGUUCAAAACUUGUAUUUAAUAAAUGAACCACCUGACUUACAA
This is a messenger RNA of Ochotona curzoniae (black-lipped pika), 6158 nucleotides long. It is a transcript of the gene UBE4A, whose product is annotated as ubiquitination factor E4A. Bases 183 to 3386 code for a protein of 1067 amino acids. The record is from RefSeq and is a predicted model, not a curated record. Gene Ontology annotation, cellular component: ubiquitin ligase complex; cytoplasm; nucleus. Gene Ontology annotation, molecular function: ubiquitin-ubiquitin ligase activity. Gene Ontology annotation, biological process: protein polyubiquitination. NCBI's taxonomy places the organism in Eukaryota, Metazoa, Chordata, Mammalia, Lagomorpha, Ochotonidae. The transcript is spliced from 20 exons.